This is a messenger RNA of Poecile atricapillus (Black-capped chickadee), 720 nucleotides long. Its product is annotated as guanine nucleotide exchange factor subunit RIC1-like. NCBI's taxonomy places the organism in Eukaryota, Metazoa, Chordata, Aves, Passeriformes, Paridae. The record is from RefSeq and is a predicted model, not a curated record. The annotation marks the transcript as partial. The transcript has a single exon.
CCCUCCCUCCAUCCAUCAUCCAUCAUCCAUCCAUCCAUCAUCCAUCCGUCAUCCAUCCAUCCCUCCCUCCACCCAUCAUCCAUCAUCCAUCCAUCCAUCAUCCAUCCAUCAUCCAUCCAUCCAUCAUCCAUCCAUCCAUCCAUCCAUCCAUCCAUCCAUCCAUCCAUCCAUCCAUCCAUCAUCCAUCCUUUCAUCCAUCAUCCAUCCAUCCAUCCAUCCUUCCAUCCUCCAUCCAUCCAUCCAUCCAUCCAUCCAUCCAUCAUCCAUCCCUCCUUCCAUCCAUCAUCCAUCCAUCCAUCAUCCAUCAUCCAUCAUCCAUCCCUCCAUCAUCCAUCCAUCCAUCCAUCCAUCCAUCCAUCCAUCCAUCCAUCCAUCCAUCCGUCCAUCCAUCCAUCCAUCCAUCCAUCCACCAUUCAUCAUCCAUCCAUCCAUCUAUCUAUCCCUCCGUCCAUCCAUCAUCCAUCCAUCCAUCCAUCCAUCCAUCCAUCCAUCCAUCCAUCCAUCCAUCCAUUCCAUCCAUCCGUCCGUCCAUCCAUCCAUCCAUCCAUCCAUCCAUCCGUCCAUCCAUCCAUCCACCAUUCAUCAUCCAUCCAUCCAUCUAUCUAUCCCUCCAUCCAUCCAUCAUCCAUCAUCCAUCCAUCAUCCAUCCAUCCCUCCAUCCAUCCCUCCAUCCAUCCAUCCAUCCAUCCAUCCAUCCAUCCAUCCAUCCAUCCAUCAUCC